Messenger RNA from Cordyceps militaris CM01, 1542 nucleotides. RefSeq lists its product as uncharacterized. The transcript is spliced from 4 exons. NCBI's taxonomy places the organism in Eukaryota, Fungi, Ascomycota, Sordariomycetes, Hypocreales, Cordycipitaceae. The record is from RefSeq and is a predicted model, not a curated record. The coding region runs from base 1 to 1542 and encodes 513 amino acids.
AUGCGACCACGGACUGUCCUGCCCGUUCUGACACUUUUGUCGGACAUGAUGACGUUCAGUUCGGCUGAGACUAAGAAAAGCGCCGAUCCUGUUUGCUACGUUCACCGCCUGCCUCAGGGUGUCGCCUCCAAGUGUAUCGGCAAGGACAUAUUACUGCGACACGGGGAAAUUUGGUGCAAGAGCGAAUACGACAAGCUGACAGGCGACUGGGAAGAGUUCAAAGAUCCACGGGACGCGCGCAUCGCAAAUAUUGGGAAAAUAUUCGUUUUCAAUAGCACGAAAGAAUGCACCCAAGUAUAUGAGAAUAUUGUCAAAUUCUGCCACGGCACCGGGGCGUCAGUAUCCGCGAGCAUGGAACAGUUUCGCCAGGCCAUACUAGACAUGGUGGAGGCCGGCGAUAGCCUUGAGAUUGAGUCUCUAGCCAAUCGCUUGCGCCCCUUUCGAGUCGAAACCGCCAACAAUACCGCGGCAUGCAGGUUAAAGCUCGUCCUAGAAGAUGGGCUAGCAGCAGGGAACUUGGAGGCAAUGGCCGAUCCCGCAUUAUCCACCCCGCCAACGACAGUGUACAUGGGCGACGUCUCUGAUAAUUCAACCGACGAGAAUGCGCUGAGUUUUCAGAUGGACGACACGUGGUCCGAGUGGCUUAUCACGCCGUCGUCAACUUCAAGUCCCUCAGCUGACGACUACCUAUUUAUGCCAAAUGAAAUGGCGGGCUCUGGGAGUGGUGAGGGUGAUGCUGCCAUGUGCAGUGGUGAUGUGAAUACUGUCAUGUGGAGUGAUAAUGUUACUCCGGACAUGACUACUACCAUGGACAACUUUGGGCUUCACAGCAACAGUCUCGCAACGUUGGGAAUUGAUCUGUGUGAUAAUACCUUUGAUGCAAGCCCGCUCUCCUCUGUAGCCAGGUCAACGCUGCCUAUCCAGGACUCACUGUCCAUCCCGGACCUGAGUGCUGGGAGAUGUGCAUUCUCUUCCCGGACACUCUCAGUCCCCCGGCGCGUUCCGUUGGGCAGCAGCUCGGCCGAGAGCCCUGUGCAUCUCACCGAGCUGCAGCGAUACAUCAGGAGCGACUGCUCCAGCUACAUACGCGAGAAUGCGGAGCGCUGGUCGCGGGACGGGCUCUGGCACCACUCCGAGUUCCCCAACCCCGAGAACGCGGAGCCGGGCUGCCAUGGUCUGCGCACCGUGUACCACUGCAUCUGCAAGCUCGACGUGCGCAUGGAAGACGACGCCAUUCGGAACAGGAUCGCCAUCAUCGUCCUGCACGAGCGCUACGAGCGCAACAUCCAGACGGCCGCCGCCGCCUACCAGGCCACCGGACAGACCAGCCGCGGUCGGGGCUACGCGUCCAUCCUGGUCGACAACAUCCUCGCCCAGAUCCACGGCCAUGAAUGGGCCGCCGCCAGUCUGUGGCGCAAGAAGGAGCUGCGCGCAAAGUUUCACGAUCGCAAGCGCUACGGCAAGCGGUGGUCGAUCCUUGCCCGGUCGGCAGGACAAGGCAUCUUGUUUCUCUGCGCACCACAGCUUGUUGCCAUGGUGUAA